GUUCCUUUCAGUUAUUACAAGCUUAAAUUUUCUGAAAAAGUCGGCUUUUUCGAUAAAAGACAAUUUAAUUAGCUACAAUGACGCAAGCAAAUGAAGACGAAGAUGAACAAGAACCUCGGAUUUAGUUUGAAACAUCAAAUCGAAUUAAAAUUUAAUAAAAUAUGAAAUAAUAAGCAUUUUUAUAUGGCUGUGUAUUUAAGGAACUUUAGAUCAGAAAUUGUUCUGAACCUUCGCAUUUUCCGACCAUGGCAUUGCGAAAAGCGCAGCCUUGCCCAAUUAAUAUGUGGAGGAGCCCUUAAAAGGGCGCAAAGUAUCACUUACCCGCUCAGAAAUGUAAAUACUAGUGUGGUGUACUUUAAAAGGAGAAAAACUGCAGAAGAAAAGAAAGCACCGAGAAUAAUAGAGUUUCCAAGCAAAUCUAAGAACGAAGUAAUCGGCGUCUGGAAUGGCAUCACAAUGGCCGAAUUAGCGACAGUUUUAAAACGCGAUAUCAAUUAUGUGAGAGAUUUGUUUCUAAAUGAAAUUCACAACCCACAUACGCCAAUAGACGAUUUCAAAUGUCUUCAGAACGCCGUUAAACGAGGAGGCAAACGAGUGAAAAUAAUCGGAAGACCGAUAGAUGCUAACGCGGAAGAUAAAGUUAAGGAGCUGAAACCUCGACCGCCUGCAACAAAAGCAGAGCUAAGGCCUAGGCCUCCAGUAGUCACAGUAAUGGGCCAUGUAGAUCAUGGAAAAACCACUCUUUUGGAUGCACUGCGACAUUCCAGUGUGGUCGAACAGGAGUUCGGAGGAAUCACUCAACAUAUUGGAGCUUUUUUGGUCACACUGGGUUCAGGCGCAAAAAUCACCUUUCUGGACACGCCCGGCCAUGCAGCAUUUAGCUCAAUGAGAGCAAGAGGCGCGAAUUUAACCGAUAUUGUCGUCUUGGUUGUGGCUGCCGAUGAUGGCGUUAUGGAACAAACCUUGGAAUCUGUACGAAUGGCUAGAAAUGCUAAAGUUCCCAUACUGGUUGCAAUAAACAAAAUCGAUUCUCCAAAGGCCAAUAUACCACGCACUGAGAAUAUGCUGCUCGAAGCUGGUCUGCAAAUAGAGAAACUGGGCGGAGACAUCCAGGCCGUUCCAAUAUCCGCGCUAAAAAAGCAGAACUUAAACCAACUCACUGAAGCUUUGGUACUGCAAGCUGAUCUACUGGAUAUUGGAGGAGACCCCACUGGGCCAGUGGAGGCAGUUAUUGUGGAAAGCAACAUUCAUCCAUUCAGAGGAAAACUGUCCACGAUCGUCGUCCAAAAGGGCACACUGAAAAAGGGCGACAUUUUAGUAGCUGGAACCGCUAUGGCAAAAGUUAGGACCCUCAAGAGCGCAGACGGAGUCGAGCUAAGUGAGGUUCCUCCUGGAUAUCCUGCGGAAAUUGAUGGGUGGAGGGCGUUGCCACCAGCUGGGGAAAUCGUUCUGCAGGCGGAAAGCGAAAAGUAUGCCAAACAAGUGAUCAAGUUCCGAGAAGAAAAGUUGGAAGAAAGAAAAAUGGAAGACGACUUGAAGGUGAUUGAACAGAAGCGCGAUCUGCACGAUAAACAGUAUAAAGAAGACGUAAAACGCCGGAGAUUACUGGGAAAAUAUCGAAAGAGUAAACCAGAAGGACCGAGGAAGCCUGAAAUAGUUGAAGCUGAUGGGCCGCCGUCUAUUAACGUGAUAGUCAAAGCAGACGUGGAUGGAACGCUGGAGGCAAUUUUGGAAACACUAGACACAUAUGAGUCGGAAGAGUGUCGUCUGGAUCUGGUUCACUAUGGAGUCGGGCCGGUCACGCAAACCGACCUGGAGCUGGCCAAGUCGUUUAACGCCAUCGUCUACGCGUUCAAUGUGGACUUUCCCAAUAACUUGAAGCCUUUAAUUUCGGGAUCCGACGUGCAAGUCAAAGAGCACAACGUUAUCUAUAGACUGAUUGAGGAUUUUAAAGAAGAAGUCAAUAACAGGCUGCCGCAGAAGGAAGUGGAAGAUAUUCUAGGCGAAGCAGAAGUUCUGCAACAGUUUGAAAUCAACAAAGGACGAAAAGUGGUUCCAGUGGCAGGCUGCCGAUGCAUAUCCGGCCUGUUAAAACGGGAAGCUCUAUUCAGGGUGGCCAGAAACUCUUCAGUUAUCUUCGAGGGCCAGUUAUGCUCGAUGAGGCAUUUAAAGAGCGAAGCGGAUGUUAUCAAAUCCGACACAGAAUGCGGCUUGCAACUAGAAAAUGAAGAAGUCACUUUUGAGAAGGGCGACCGCAUCAUAUGCUUUCAGCGAAGAAUGGUGGAACAGACCACUGAUUGGGAUCCAGGCUUUUAAAUCGAAUGUAAAAAGGUGAUAGUUUCUUAAUAAAAAACCGAGGUUUUAGCAAAACCUAAAUGGUUUGCUUCCCAUUUUAAUGGAAAUAAUAAAUAUGAUAAAUCAA
Molecule: messenger RNA, 2422 nt
Organism: Dendroctonus ponderosae (mountain pine beetle)
Lineage: Eukaryota; Metazoa; Arthropoda; Insecta; Coleoptera; Curculionidae
Gene: mIF2
Product: translation initiation factor IF-2, mitochondrial
Exons: 10
Coding region: 184-2316 (710 amino acids)
Molecular function (GO): GTPase activity; GTP binding
Source: RefSeq, a predicted model, not a curated record